GGCGUUCGAGAUAUGUUGAGGCCUUGGAUUGCCUCCAGUGGAAACGACUAGAAAAGUUGAAUUUUUAACGUGGUGUGAUCAUCUUCAGAAGCCAACAUCAACAAAACCCAUGAGUUGAAACGUUAUGAAAGAUGAGUGAGAAGAAAUUGAUUUCAAGAUGGUUACGUCCGACGAUUGCACUCGUGGUGCUAGUGAUGCCACAAUUCAACAGUGCCAGAGUAGAAAAUGUGGUGGUAGUGAUGCCCAAAGGACCGAGGACACUGCAGAUGCUCGGAUCGAUAAGUCCUCAGCUACUGCAUACGAUAAGUGAUGUGCUGAAGCCAGUGCCAUCCAACGUGGUUCAGAUUCCGAUCCCGUACUACCCUGAAUACGGAAAUAUUCCACCGAUCAAUCAUCCAAAACACUACCCAACAAAGGCGCUCAACAGUGCGUACUUCAAAAGUCCCUUUGCUUACCAUGUUCCACCCCCGACAUAUAGCACCGCGCCAUCGUACAAUUCACACACCAAUUCAUUCCCCAACAAAUUUUAUUACCCAUUCAAUUUCGAUAUCCAAAGCAUCCAACCCGGUCCCUACGACACUCCUUUCAUUCCCAAGCUUAAACCCAGCCCAGUAAACCCCUUGCACCUCGAUAAUCCACCAGAAAUCCGAUUCACCCCCAUCAAUCUACUCCCACCAGCGCCACCAUCCUUCGAUACGAUCCGCAACUACGUUCAGAAGCUCAAAGCCAAACAGAAGGACUUCUUCGACACCCAAGGUUUCGAAUACGGCCUGUUCACGCAGCCCAAUACCAAGCCAACCACCUAUCACAGGCCUGUAGAGCAGAACAAGAAGCAAAAAUAUAAGCACAAACCGAAAUACGAAGCACUGUUCUCAAAGCACCCGAACGAGCUGUCCUAUAUCGGGAAUGCCAAUCUGGAGCCUCAAAACGACGAUAGCGUGUACUACACGGAACCAGACGCAGGAACUAAAUUCUUCUAUGCCAAUGCCGACGGUCACGAGUUUGUACUGCCCCCGCAAGCGGACGACUUCAAGCCAAUCCAUCUGGACGGAAUCGUAGACCCGGAAGAUGCCCACUUUGAACAACACGGAGAUCAAUACCUUCUGAAGACAAAGCACCCGAACGCAGCGGCUGUAACCGCGGAGGAGCUGGAUGACUUCAUUCAAAAUGAAAACGAGUACGGAUUUGCGUCUCAGCAUACAUUUUCGGAUAAGUGGAACGACCCCAAGGCACCAAAUCAGGAGCAUCAUCGUAACAAGCGGUACAAGAAAUUCGAUCGAGUGGGUCGUGCCAACGGAGAUCAGGAUGUCGAAGCAGAUUUCUACGACUCCGAUGAGGGGAAGAAGAAAUUCGGUGAACUGGACUUCGAUGACGCCGAAGAAGAAGUCCGAGCGCAUGAAAACUUCGAACCGAAGAAAACUUACACGCAAGUACGGCACCAGGAAACGACCAAGAUACAACCAAAACCGCAAGAUGAACCCAAGAUCAAGGAAAAGGUAACCAUUUCCAGAACGAACAUUGUGUAUUCUGAGAAGGGAAAAGAGGACGAGCAUUUCGAUCAUGGACGGGAGGAAUCGUUUGGUGAGUUCCGUUCGAAGUCCAAGAAGCCCAAGAAGCAUCGAAGUAAACGGGGCAUCUCGGAAGUCGAGCCACCGGCACUGGGGGACGGCAACAAGACCACCGAUCCCAGACCGACGAGUUCGGAAUCGGACGAAGAUAGCAGCAGUCGAGAAAACGAACUGGAUUACGAGUACUCACCAGAGUAUGAAUACAUGGAAGAUAUGAACGAUACGGAAAGCAUUUACCUUCCGUAUGCCCAGGCGUUAGUGUUUCAGAACGACACGGACAUGUUCCUGCUUCCAAUUCCGGAAGCGUUGGUAGAUCCAAGGGAAUUGCAUGGAGAAGAUCUGCUCAAUUUUCUGGAUGAAGCCAUCAAAAACUCGACGGAAUUUUUGCCACCGGACGAGGAGAAAGUGAUCAAGAUCAGUCCGGAGAUCCAAAGUCUGCAGGGCGCGGAUUUAAUUCAGUAUUUGGAUGAGGCGAUCAAAACCUCUAACCAGUAUCUGGUCAACGGGCCGGAAGACGCAAUCGAGUUGGUCAAUCCUCCCCGUUUGGGGGGUGAACUAGAGCCUGAAGAAAAACCGGCCGAGCCGAUAAAAGCAGAUCAUGUGUUUGAGUAUGAAAUGGAAGCUCCCAAGCCGGAGGACAUUCACGGAGAGGUGCUGAGGUACACCCAGCAGCAGGUGCUACCGGAUGCUCCGGAAUAUGAGGCGGUGAGUUUUGUGCAACCAUUCAAGACCUUACUAAGAUACCAUAAGGAUGUACCCCAGGACUAUGAGAUUGAAUUUGAAUCUCAAGAGCCGAGAACGUUGCAAGGGGAGGACCUGUUACGGUAUCUGGACGAGGCCAUUGGCAAUACGACUUUGUACCUUCCGGAAGAUUACGAUGACAGCAAGCAGUCUACACCAUACUUGAACCGAGCAUUCCACUAUGUAGACGUGGAUACGGCACUGAAAUAUGCGGAAAACAUUACCACUGAGGUGUCGGAUUAUUUGAACGGCCGGAUCAAGAAGAAUGAAGUCCAUUCGGGAAAGGAAGGUGAUUCCUUCAAUGAUAAUGGCUUUGUGCCAGUUCGAAGCGUUACUUCUAAUGCCGAGAACGUUGCACCAAGACAGCCCAACUCCAACGGUUUGCACCAUGACGGUCAGCAGAAACAAUCCAAUCCGGCAGUAGCCGUCUACAACGAUGUGAUACGUCACAUCAAGAAUCACAUGUCCGUCAGUAAGACUUCCAAGUCCAAAAAUAGUAAUGUGUUUAUGAUAGCAGUUCCUAGGAGUAUGCGAGCAAAUCUUACUCGGAAAGCUCAGCGAAGGGAGGAUGGCACCGAUGAUGGUGUAUCGCAUGCACAAGUCUUCUCCCUACCCAUCUUCGACAUCACUCAGUUCUAUCCGGCGAUAUUUUCAAAAACAGAAGAAGAUAGAGCCCAUGAACAGCAGGACGAAAUAAAACAAGCCCUAGAGCAGGAAGCCGAGCGGCUUGUUGAGAAACAGAGUAGGAAACCGACGAAAAAGGAUCAGUCGACACAUGAGCAGCGGCUUGCAACACGAGCCUACUACCGAGACGACAUCUCAGAAGCCUUCCGAGAACGUUCUCGCUAUCGGGGUCCACAUCCGGGCCCUCAGGGCUUCUCGCCGAACUCCUACGAUGUGAAGGAAAAGAUUCGCGACUACCCACAGCCUACUUUCAAGAAACCAGGCCCACCGUACACAGCCCUACCCCAACCGCCGAGUAGUUCCAAACAAAAACAAUCAACGCUGAAUGCCGCCAGCAGCCAGCGAGCUGUAAGGCAUCAUCCUCCCCCUCAUCAUUCACUUCCACACAAGCGGAAAAGGACUCACAAGCGCCCACGCAAAACCGUGAAACGGGUCCCAGCAGUGGUGCGGACAAAGCUUCGCAUCAUCAAACGUUGAAGGCGUCCGUGACGCGAUGAACGCGGACGUUUUCCCCUGUCGAAAAAGCGUAGAAUUAGCGAGUCAGCCGAUGACUUCCCUCCAAGAGAUAGUGUAUCAUUACCCGCUACCGCUUGUUCCUGCUGUGCACUGUUAUUUUUCUAACGUUCAAAUGAGCCGGCCGCCUGCACGGUGGGGAAUGGCCACGCAGUUCCGAAUCGGUGUGAAAUACAAUCCCACUUCCCACCGUGCAGGCCGGAAUCGACUCCAACUCGCUCGCUCAGUCCUCAAUUAGAGAUUUAAGCCAACCUGCCGCGCACAUAUUUAUUUUUUCCCAUAAGACUUAAGAUGAAUAGCGAGCGAAUCAUCACGAAGAAGUAGGUUUAGCAAGUAAGAAAACUAGCAAAAAGUGAAUGUAAUUUUAAGGUGAAUAAAAACAAACGCUGAUUAAAUUA
Ochlerotatus camptorhynchus is the source of this 3904-nucleotide messenger RNA. RefSeq lists its product as uncharacterized. NCBI's taxonomy places the organism in Eukaryota, Metazoa, Arthropoda, Insecta, Diptera, Culicidae. The transcript is spliced from 2 exons. The coding region runs from base 132 to 3470 and encodes 1112 amino acids. The record is from RefSeq and is a predicted model, not a curated record.